AUGAGUUUGCCCCCAGGAUCGCCCAUAGAUCUAAAUCUCGUCCCGGCGGGACCUCCACCACCCGGAGUGCUUCCUAUCAUCGGUGGUGGACCGUCACUUGGCACAACGACUAUCGUUCUAGAAUGUGUCAUGAUGGCCAUCGCAGCGACAGCUGUUCUCUGUCGAGUUAUAUCGACCUAUCCCGUACGGGGUCGUCGUUCAUCAGGGCUUGGUUUGGCCGAUUACGCCUCUCUAGCCGCGAUGCUCCUUGCGAUUGCUCAGUCCUCUCUUGUCAUUUCACUCCACGAUUACGAGCGUCACCAGUGGAACAUCUCGGUGGGUUCGUUAACUAGCAGCUACUUCAAGAGAGGCUUUGCCCAAAACCUGAUCGCCUGGCCAAGUAUUUUUUGCGCUAAAUUGGCUAUCCUUCUUCUCUACCUUCGAAUAUUCCGAGUCAAACAUUCUCUGAGAUGGGCAGUAUAUGGAGGAGCUGUGUGGGCAGCGCUUACUUAUCUUCCCAAUAUUGCUGUUGCCACCUAUUUCUGUGCUGCCCACCCAGAUGAACAAUGGGGCUUUAACGUUGGAAUGCGAUGCUCACAAAAGGGGCCACUGAAAUGGCUUGUUGUGUCAGCAACUAUUGCUGUCGAGAAUUACAUUGCUAUCAUCGUGGGCUCGAUUCCUGGAUGCAAUACGUACUACAAGUCAUAUAUCAUGGAGUCACCCCUACUUAACCGGAUGUCUUCAUACUUCACAGGCAGCAAAUCCGCUAAGGGCGAGAGCUCGAACACAUACUCGUCAAAAACCUCUUACCAGCUGAGGGAUUCCAGCAGCAACAGCGAGUCUAUCAACACUCUGCAGCCCACCCAGCCCAAUCAAACUAGGGUAGAUCCCUCGUCCACUCCUUUGGCCGAGUUGUCUGUUGGUGCCAGGGGGCCAACCGGUAACAAAGACAAGGCAGCCUCGAAUAAAAUGGACUCUCACUUCGAGCUACUUCCGCCCACCCCACUGCAUCCUAACAACGACAACAACAACCUCGUUUUGACAACCAUGGCCGGCUCAACGGAAUCAUCUACGAUUCCUCAGAUAUCAAUUCUCGUAACCGGUGGUUGUGGAUUUCUUGGAGCACACAUCGUCCAGCAGCUCCUCGAUGACCCUUAUCCCUUCGCCGUCGCGGUCGUCAGUCGCAAUCCCAAAGCCGCCAGUCAACACCACGACUCGCGAGUAUCCUACCACGCGGCGGAUAUCACAAGCAAGCCUCAGAUUGAGGCACUGUUUAACAAGAUACAACCCCAAGUGGUGAUCCACACCGCAUCCGCAAUGCAUACUGCAUCAUCUCGUGAAUUGCAUCAUACCAAUGUUCAGGGGACUCAGGUUCUCCUACAAUGUGCAACCACUUGCGAUAAAACGCUGGCAUUCGUUUACACGUCGUCUGACUCUGCGGUGGUGCCGUCUCAGAAGCUUUUGGUCGAGAGUGAGGCCCAACUCUAUACGGAGACCUUCUACAGAAACCCUUAUUGCAAGACGAAGGCCAUCGCCGAUGCAGCAGUCCUGGCUGCCAACUCUCCCAAUUUACGCACUGCAACUAUUCGCAUACCCGGCAUAUAUGGGGAAAAUGACACUAACUUCAUUCCACAACUGGUAUCAAGCAUCCGCAAGGGCGAAUACAAGACACAGAUAGGCCCAAAUAACAAACUAUUUGAGUUUGUGUACGUCAAGAGCGCCGCAAGAGCUCAUGUACUUGCCGCAAAGUCACUUCUUAACAUGGACACUGGUGGCCCAAAAGUCGACGGUGAAGCCUUUUUUAUCACGGACGGGAAACCGCAGCCUUUUUUUGAUUUUGCGCGAAAGGCAUAUGCUGCGGCUGGCUACCCGGUAGCUUCCAAUCAGAUAACCGUUAUCCCACUUGGAAUGAUGUUGAUCAUGGCGUCGAUGAUAGAGUGGGCGUAUUAUAUCUUUACCCUAGGGAGGAAACGCUCUCAGAUCACACGGGACGGCAUUGAGCACCUUGAUUCGGGAUGUCACUGGUCGAUAGACAAGGCGAGAGAGCGAUUAGGCUAUGAGCCGGUGAUGGAACAAGAUGAGGCGAUUGAGCAGACUAUGAAAUGGGCGAUGGCAAAUUUGUGA
Arthroderma uncinatum is the source of this 2103-nucleotide messenger RNA. Its product is annotated as C-3 sterol dehydrogenase/C-4 decarboxylase. The record is from RefSeq and is a predicted model, not a curated record. The transcript has 7 exons. Bases 1 to 2103 code for a protein of 700 amino acids. Gene Ontology annotation, biological process: steroid biosynthetic process. Gene Ontology annotation, molecular function: 3-beta-hydroxy-Delta5-steroid dehydrogenase (NAD+) activity. NCBI's taxonomy places the organism in Eukaryota, Fungi, Ascomycota, Eurotiomycetes, Onygenales, Arthrodermataceae.